This is a messenger RNA of Notolabrus celidotus (New Zealand spotty), 2893 nucleotides long. Its product is annotated as interferon regulatory factor 2-binding protein 1-like. Gene Ontology annotation, cellular component: nucleus. The record is from RefSeq and is a predicted model, not a curated record. Gene Ontology annotation, molecular function: transcription corepressor activity. Gene Ontology annotation, biological process: regulation of transcription by RNA polymerase II. Bases 269 to 2050 code for a protein of 593 amino acids. Lineage: Eukaryota; Metazoa; Chordata; Actinopteri; Labriformes; Labridae. The transcript has 2 exons.
CAGCCUCGCUCGCGUAGGUGUUUCCGGUGUCUUAUGACAUUUUACUUCCUUCCACACAGACCGACACGAACAAAUCGAGAAAGAAGACAUCGCUAACUUUUAAAAGCUGUAGUUUACAGUCGCUUAUCCAGCCAAGUUUUCGUUUCAUUUCCACAUUAACAUGCUCGUAAUGUCGCGACAGGCGUCCGAGAACUGAGGUAUAAGUGAGAACCUUUGAGCGCAGCGUGCAGGCCUCUGAAGAAAGUUUGGUCGCGGGCCUGUAAACAACAUGUCCUCCGCCUCGCAGUCCUCCUCUAGACGGCAAUGGUGCUACCUCUGCGAUCUGCCCAAGAUGCCCUGGGCCAUGCUGUGGGAGUUCAGCGAGGCAGUCUGUCGGGGAUGUGUCAACUACGACGGCGCAGACAGGAUAGAGCUCCUCAUCGAGACUGCCAGGCAGCUAAAGAGCACACACGGGGUUUUAGACGGGAGGUCCCCCGGUCCUCCACAGGGGAAACCCAGCUCUGCGGGGCCCAUUGAAGCAGGGCGGCAGCAUGCAGAGCGUAUAGAGAGGGGGAGGGGUGAGUAUGGGGUAUCCUCUCGCCUCCCCAACGGGCUGCACAGAGCUGAAGAUGUGGCCCUGUCAGAGGGCAGCAGACAGAGUCCAAACACUCGGAGGGCUGUGGUGGGAGCAGUCCCCAGUCUCCACGGCACCAUAUCUCAUGCGUUGAUAGCUCAGGGGUUAGUAGCAUCCCCACAUGGCCUGUUAGCCCCAUUAUCAGGCUCUAGGGCAGGGGGCACACCUAUUGCAGUUUCAGCUGGCCCCAUAAUGGGUGAGGUUGGUAGGAGGCAGGCUGUGGCUCUGGGUGUGGGGGCCAGCACCUCAGCUCUGGUGGGUAUAGACCCAGCAGUGUGGAGGAACAAUGAGGUGAUGGCUGAGCUGAAUGAGGUGGCUCGCAGCAGGGUUGAAGGCUGGCCCAACCGUCCCAAAGCAGUUCGGGAUGUUCUUGUAGCUCUGAGCAGCUGCGUUCCCUUCAACGUCCGCUUCAGGAAAGACCACAACCUGAUGGGCCGGGUCCUGGCCUUCGAUGUCAGCAGCACCCCAGAGUUUGAGCUGAAGGUGUUUGUGGAGUAUCCUGCCGGCUCAGGGAUGAUCUUCUCAGGAGUCCCAGAUCUGGUCAGGCAGAUGUUCCGAGACUCAGCCAAAGACGCAGGUAAAGUGGUGAACUCUGGGCUUCGGUAUGUGGAAUAUGAGAAGAGGCAAGGCUCGGGGGACUGGCGAGGGCUGUCUGAGCUGUUGAAUGAUGGUGUUCGGAUGUUUAAAGAGCCCCCGAUUCCUGAGGUUCUCCCCCAGCCAGAUGCAGGGUUGCCUAUGGCAGCUGUUGGACGUCCUGGACCUGCUAAGGGUACAACUCGACGCCGCAAAGCUUCACCGGGUUCUGAGAACGGAGAGAGCGAUGGGAGACCUGAUCACCCUGCCAGAGAUCCGUGGCCCCGGGGUGCUUACUCGGGCAUGGAGCCUCUUCCGGGCAUGGCUGCCCCUCAAGAGGGUCCACCCCGUCUACACAGCCAGCCCUCGCCCAUCUCAGCACUCAUGGGCGUUGCAGACAGCCUGAGCUCCAGCCAGAUGGCCAGAGACAGCCCCAGCAUGUCAACAGCCCACUCCUCCUCAGCCGGGCAUCCCACCAGCAGCAGCCCCUCCACCUCCUCCACCUCAGUGUCCCAGUCAGCCAUGGGGCAGGGCCUGAGCACGGUGGGUCAGAGCAGUAACACCAGCGCCGGGGAGUCAACGAGCAGCGGUCAGGGUGCGCUGCUAUGCUGCACCCUCUGCAGAGAGCGCCUGGAGGACACUCACUUUGUCCAGUGUCCGUCUGUCCCCCACCACAAGUUCUGCUUCCCCUGCACCCGAGGGUUCAUUCGCAGCCAGGGGCCGGGCGGGGAGGUGUACUGCCCCAGUGGAGAGCGCUGUCCCCUGGCUGGAUCCACCGUGCCUUGGGCUUUCAUGCAGGGAGAGAUCUCCACCAUCCUGGCUGGAGAUGGAGACGUGACAGUAAAGAAGGAGAGCGACCCUUGACAUCUCCCUCCUCAUGUGGUGAAUGUGGAUCAAACACUUUGAAAGCACUUCCUUAUUAUGUCAGCAGAGGUCCACUUUGUCUGCAGCUCAUGAUGUGUGCCUCUGAGAGCAGAGAAACUCUGUACCAGGAGGAGGAGGAGGAGGACAGCUACACAAACACAGAAACUAAAGACACAAACAGGCUCACUUUGAGCAGAGGGACACGUCCGUCUGUCUGUCAGGGCUGCGACUUCACCACUGAAUGUUAGUCCUGACCAAAACUUUAACGCCCAGGAUAGAAAGCACAUGCUUGUUUUUUAAAACGACAAUCUCUUCUGUCUUUCAUUUGUGUUUUUUUGUUCUAUUUGUUGCAUACUACAGACGGAUGACAGCGAUAAAAGAUAGAUGCAAUUCUUCAAAAAACAAGUGAAUGUUCAAAAUGUGGCAGAAACCAUCGGGUCCUUAAAGCCAAGGAUUAAAAAUGUAAUCCCACAGUAUGUCUCUUAGGUAAUCUCCUUAUAUUGUAUGUCAAAAAUGUGAAUUUACUUUCAAUAUGGCUAUGUAAUUUCUAUUUUUGAUACAAUACAAAAUUUAUAUGUAUUUGUUUAUAGUGAUAAGAAGACCAAAGAUGGCUUCAUGCUCAAUGUAAGUUUAUUGUAUUGUAGCUGUGUAUGCUGUACUCACUGAUAACUUUGGCAUCAGUCACUAAUUUGUUCAUCUAUCACAGACGUAAGCUUGUUUUUGUCUAUUUACUUUUUGAACUAUAUGUAUGGUAAAGAUAAUUAGCACCACGAUCUUCAAUGGUUAACCCACAUAUUCAUGUGAUCUGAACAGGUCAAUUCUACAAUAAAUGACUCAAUAGUU